CCGCAAAGUACAAUUUAGGUUGGAAGGUUUGAAAAAGAAAGAAGGAAGACUAGAAGUUGUAUAACCCAACCAAGAAGAAAGCAAUGAAUUCCAUCUGGUGAAGGCGGGUGAGCUGCGCGUGCUAAGUUGGAGUGGAAGUGCUGAACCCAUUCAUCAACCCAGAUGAUGAACAUGAAUCGUCGUCUGAAUGGUUCUGCUCGUCUGAUGCUGGUCUCAGAUCUUGAUUGCACCAUGGUUGACCAUGAUGCGCCUGAUAAUCUGAGUCUUCUCAGGUUCAAUGCGCUGUGGGAAUCAUAUUACCGCCAUGAUUCUCUGCUCGUAUAUUCCACUGGAAGAACACCCAUCACGUACAAACCUUUGAGGAAUCAGAAACCCUUGCUAACCCCCGACAUCACCAUUUUGUCCGUCGGCACUGAGAUUAUGUAUGGCGGUGGUGACGAUAUGGUUCCUGAUCUUGGUUGGCAACAGUUUAUCAGUCACAGAUGGGAUAGAGCCAUUGUUGUUGAAGAAACUAAUCAAUUUCCUCAACUUAUUCCUCAGGCAGAGAAAAACCAACGACCUCACAAGGUUAGCUUUAAGGUUGACAAGGUAAUGGCAUUGGAAAUAAUGAAUGCUUUAUCAGAACGGUUGGAGAAACGUGGGGUAGACAUAAACAUCAUUUAUAGCAGGGGGGUUGAUUUGGACAUUUUACCCAAACGUGCCGAUAAAGGACAAGCUCUUGCGUAUCUGUUAAAGAAAUUCAACAAUGAGGAGAAACUUCCGCACGACACUCUUGUUUGUGGCGACUCUGGAAACGAUGCUGAACUCUUCAGUCUCCCUCAAGUGUAUGGUGUGAUGGUGAGUAAUGCACAAGAAGAUUUGUUGCAGUGGUAUGCAGAAAAUGUGAGUGACAAUCCUGAUAUGCUUCAUGCAACUGAGAGAUGUGCAGCUGGGAUAAUACAAGCCAUUGGACAUUUUCAUCUAGGUCCAAAUGUAUCGCCUAGAGAUUUAAAAGACUUCCGAAAGUGCAAAGUGGAAAUGUCCAGUCCUGCUCAUGAGGUAACCAAAUUCUAUUUGUUCUAUGAGAGAUGGCGCCGUGCUGAAGUAGAGAAAUCUGAGGAGUACAUGCAAAACUUAAAAUCAGUCCUUUCAUCGGGUAUCUUUGUCCAUCCCUCCGGAGUUGAUCUACCAAUCCACCAGUGCAUAGAUUCAUUGGCAAGGUUGCAUGGAGAUAAGCAGGGAAAACAAUUUUGGACAUGGUUGGAUCGAUUAUCCUCAGUUCAAAUUGGCUCAAAUGCAUGGCUCGUGAAGUUUAAUAAGUGGGAAUUGUGUGAGAACGAGCGGCGAUGUUGUCUAACUACAGUCUUGAUGAGUUCGAAGGGUGAGGGGCCAGAUGAUUUCACUUGGCUGCACAUGCAUCAGACAUGGCUGUAUGGUUUGGAAAUUAAAGAACCAGAAAGAUGGUUAUUCUAGCUUCCUAGCCAGAAUCCAGCGGUUAAUUCCAAGUUUACUGGUCAUGAAAAGGCAUCCUUGUACAUACAAGUUGCCAGGACCAAGUCAAAGUGCAUGAUGACUAAAGUUUGAUUGAGUGCUAGUCAAUUGUAGAAUAAUGGAUAUACUGUGUACAAUCUGAUGUUCUAGUUGUUAUAAACUAAACUAAAAACCAAUCAAGCAAUAAACAAAACACAACGAUAUCAGAGUUCCUCCAA
Malus domestica (apple) is the source of this 1688-nucleotide messenger RNA. RefSeq names its product sucrose-phosphatase 1-like. Gene Ontology annotation, biological process: sucrose biosynthetic process. NCBI's taxonomy places the organism in Eukaryota, Viridiplantae, Streptophyta, Magnoliopsida, Rosales, Rosaceae. Gene Ontology annotation, molecular function: magnesium ion binding; sucrose-phosphate phosphatase activity. The record is from RefSeq and is a predicted model, not a curated record.